Molecule: messenger RNA, 336 nt
Organism: Alternaria burnsii
Lineage: Eukaryota; Fungi; Ascomycota; Dothideomycetes; Pleosporales; Pleosporaceae
Exons: 2
Coding region: 1-336 (111 amino acids)
Source: RefSeq, a predicted model, not a curated record
AUGUCUCAGCAGGGUGGCACCUAUCGCCCCCCGGGGUCUCUGUUGUCAUAUCAGAUUCGCGUAGGUAAUAGGACAUUGGGCUCAAAGCCCACGAGCAAAGAAGCACACGAUACCAACGUUUCGAAACCAUUGACCGACGACCAACGUUCCGAUAACGAAAAGGAACUCGGCGAAGAAUGGGAGGUCGUUGAGUGGCCUGUUGUAGAGGACAAGGAAGAGCAUGGCCCUUGUGACGGCUGCAGGACAUAUAGGAGUCAGUUCAAGCUUGAAUUGGGUACUGGUAGUUGGAAGACAACUGUUUGCGACUGGGAGGCGAAUGUUAGGGUUGCCUCGUGA